This is a messenger RNA of Acanthosepion pharaonis, 633 nucleotides long. The record is from the annotation of a GenBank genome assembly. Lineage: Eukaryota; Metazoa; Mollusca; Cephalopoda; Sepiida; Sepiidae.
AUGCAAUGUUUCUUUGUCUUUUCUAUCUUUUCUUUUUUUCUUUCUUUUCCUUCCUUCUUUCUUUCUUUCUUUCUUUCUUUCUUUCUUUCUUGCUUGCUUAUCUCAGCGAUCGAUGUAAUUUCCUUUUGUAAUUUUUCUUUCUUUCUAAUUAUAUUUCUCUUCCAUUCUUUCCUUCUUUCUUUCCGACAAAACCUUCGUAAUAUUUCUGUUUUUUUUUUUUUUACAUUCUUUCUUUUUUCUUUCAUUUUUCUUUAUACACUGCUAAUUGUUCUUUGCCAAUUGAUUUUUGUUUCUUUUUCUUUCUUAUUACUUUUUCUUCUUCCUUUCUUAUUCUUUACUUUUCAUUCUUUCUCCUUCUUUCUUUCUUUCUUUCUUUGUUUCUCUCUUUCUUUCUUUCUUUCUUUCUUUCUUUCUUUUUCUUAUUCUACCGUCGCAACUUUUGUUUACCAUUUGAUUGUCACGUUCUUCUUUCUUUCUUUCUUUCUUUCUUUCUUUCUUUCUUUCUUUCUUUCUUUCUUUCUUUCUUUCUUACGUAAACGUCGUAAUUUUUCCUUGCUUUUUCCUUCUUUUUCAUCCUUUCAACUUCUUUCUCCUUUCUUUUUUUUCUUAUUACACCUUUGUAAUUGUCCGUAG